Peromyscus eremicus (cactus mouse) is the source of this 3856-nucleotide messenger RNA. RefSeq names its product slit homolog 3 protein-like. Bases 1 to 3498 code for a protein of 1165 amino acids. The record is from RefSeq and is a predicted model, not a curated record. Gene Ontology annotation, molecular function: calcium ion binding; Roundabout binding; heparin binding. Gene Ontology annotation, biological process: negative chemotaxis; axon guidance. The transcript is spliced from 27 exons. Lineage: Eukaryota; Metazoa; Chordata; Mammalia; Rodentia; Cricetidae.
AUGGCCCCGGGGCGGACCUGGGCCGGCGCCGCCGUGCGCGCCCGCCUGGCGCUGGCCUUGGCGCUGGCGAGCGUCCUGAGCGGACCCCCCGCUGCCGCCUGCCCCACCAAGUGUACCUGCUCCGCCGCUAGCGUGGACUGCCACGGGCUGGGCCUGCGCGCCGUUCCACGGGGCAUCCCCCGCAACGCAGAGCGCCUUGACCUGGACAGAAAUAACAUCACCAGGAUCACCAAGAUGGACUUCGCUGGACUGAAGAAUCUCCGAGUCUUGCAUUUGGAGGACAAUCAGGUGAGCGUCAUCGAGAGAGGUGCCUUCCAGGACCUGAAGCAGCUGGAGCGAUUACGUCUGAACAAGAACAAGCUCCAGGUCCUUCCAGAAUUGCUUUUCCAGAGCACACCAAAGCUCACCAGACUAGAUCUGAGCGAGAACCAGAUCCAGGGAGUCCCGAGGAAGGCAUUCCGCGGCAUCACAGACGUGAAGAACCUGCAACUGGACAAUAACCACAUCAGCUGCAUUGAAGAUGGAGCCUUCCGAGCGCUGCGCGAUUUGGAGAUCCUCACCCUCAACAACAACAACAUCAGCCGCAUCCUGGUCACCAGCUUCAACCACAUGCCGAAGAUUCGGACUCUGCGUCUCCACUCCAACCAUCUGUACUGUGAUUGUCAUUUGGCCUGGCUCUCGGAUUGGCUGCGACAGCGGCGGACAGUUGGCCAGUUCACCCUCUGCAUGGCUCCCGUGCACCUGAGAGGCUUCAAUGUGGCAGAUGUGCAGAAGAAGGAGUAUGUGUGUCCAGGUCCCCACUCUGAGGCUCCGUCCUGCAAUGCCAACUCCCUGUCCUGCCCUUCUGCUUGCACAUGCAGUAAUAACAUCGUGGACUGCCGGGGGAAGGGACUGACAGAGAUCCCUGCCAACCUGCCAGAGGGCAUUGUGGAAAUCCCCAGAGGGCACAGGUUUGCCUAUACCAUUUACCGCAGGCACGAGCUGGUGAGUGGGGAAGGCUUUUUGCUAUCCACGCCCUGUGAGGCCAUCAUACAAGUGCCUUCCAGCCCUGGGUCGGCCGUGGUCCGCUGCCAUAGCUGUCCACACCACUGUGCCCUGGAGCUGGAGAGCCCCCUCUUCUGGAAUACGGUGGUACGAUGCAGCAACAGGGGCCUCCGUGCCCUCCCCAAAGGCAUGCCGAAGGACGUGACCGAACUGUACCUAGAAGGAAACCACUUAACAGCGGUGCCCAAGGAGUUGUCCUCCCUUCGACAGCUGACGCUUAUUGACCUGAGCAACAACAGCAUCGGCAUGCUGACCAAUUACACCUUCAGCAACAUGUCCCACCUCUCCACGCUGAUCCUGAGCUACAACCGGCUGAGAUGCAUCCCUGUCCAUGCCUUCAAUGGGCUGCGGUCACUCCGAGUGCUAACCCUCCAUGGCAAUGACAUUUCCAGUGUUCCUGAAGGCUCCUUCAAUGACCUGACUUCCCUUUCCCACCUGGCCCUGGGAACCAACCCUCUCCACUGUGACUGCAGUCUGCGUUGGUUGUCAGAGUGGGUAAAGGCUGGCUACAAGGAGCCUGGCAUUGCCAGAUGCAGUAGCCCAGAGUCCAUGGCGGACAGGCUCCUGCUUACCACUCCCACCCACCGGUUCCAGUGCAAAGGGCCAGUGGACAUUAACAUCGUGGCCAAGUGCAACGCCUGCCUCUCUAGUCCGUGCAAGAACAACGGCACAUGCAGCCAGGAUCCUGUGGAGCAAUACCGCUGCACCUGCCCCUACAGCUACAAGGGCAAGGACUGCACUGUGCCCAUCAACACCUGUGUCCAGAACCCCUGUCAGCACGGAGGUACCUGCCACCUGAGUGAGAGCCACAAAGAUGGAUUCAGCUGCUCCUGCCCGCUGGGCUUUGAGGGACAACGGUGUGAGAUCAACCCCGAUGACUGUGAGGAUAACGACUGUGAAAACAAUGCCACCUGUGUGGAUGGGAUCAACAACUACGCAUGUGUGUGCCCGCCUAACUACACAGGGGAGCUGUGUGAUGAGGUGAUUGACUACUGUGUGCCCGAGAUGAACCUCUGUCAACAUGAGGCCAAGUGCAUCUCCCUGGACAAAGGAUUCAGGUGUGAAUGUGUCCCUGGUUACAGUGGGAAGCUGUGCGAGACAGACAAUGACGACUGUGCAGCCCACAAGUGCCGCCACGGAGCCCAGUGUGUGGACGCAGUCAAUGGCUACACAUGCAUCUGCCCCCAGGGCUUCAGUGGUCUCUUCUGUGAGCAUCCCCCACCCAUGGUUCUGCUCCAGACCAGCCCCUGUGACCAGUAUGAGUGCCAGAACGGGGCGCAGUGCAUUGUGGUGCAGCAGGAGCCCACUUGCCGCUGUCCCCCAGGCUUUGCUGGGCCCAGGUGUGAGAAGCUCAUCACUGUGAACUUCGUAGGCAAGGACUCCUAUGUGGAACUGGCCUCCGCCAAGGUCCGGCCUCAGGCCAACAUCUCCCUGCAGGUGGCCACUGACAAGGACAACGGCAUCCUUCUUUACAAGGGCGACAAUGACCCCUUGGCACUGGAGCUGUACCAGGGCCAUGUGAGGCUGGUGUAUGACAGCCUGAGUUCCCCUCCGACCACGGUGUACAGUGUGGAGACGGUGAACGAUGGUCAGUUUCACAGUGUGGAGCUGGUGAUGCUAAACCAGACCUUGAACCUGGUGGUAGACAAAGGAGCCCCCAAGAGCCUGGGGAAGCUCCAGAAGCAGCCGGCAGUGGGCAUCAACAGCCCCCUCUAUCUUGGAGGCAUCCCCACCUCCACGGGCCUCUCAGCCUUACGCCAGGGUGCAGACAGGCCGCUGGGCGGCUUCCACGGAUGUAUCCACGAGGUGCGCAUCAACAACGAAUUGCAGGAUUUCAAGGCCCUCCCACCUCAGUCCCUGGGGGUCUCUCCUGGCUGCAAGUCCUGCACUGUGUGUCGGCAUGGCCUGUGCCGCGCUGUGGAGAAGGACAAUGUCGUGUGUGAGUGCCACCCAGGAUGGACCGGUCCACUGUGUGAUCAGGAAGCCCGUGACCCCUGCCUUGGUCACAGCUGCAGUCAUGGGAAAUGUGUGGCGACGGGCAGCACAUACAUGUGCAAGUGUGCAGAGGGCUACGGAGGAGCCUUGUGUGACCACAAGAAUGACUCCGCCAGUGCCUGCUCAGCCUUCAAGUGCCACCAUGGGCAAUGCCACAUCUCAGAUCGAGGGGAGCCCUACUGCCUGUGCCAGCCUGGCUUCAGUGGCAACCACUGUGAGCAAGAGAACCCAUGUUUGGGGGAGAUAGUCCGUGAAGCCAUCCGCCGUCAGAAAGAUUAUGCCUCGUGUGCCACGGCCUCCAAGGUGCCCAUCAUGGAGUGCCGUGGGGGCUGCGGGAACCAAUGCUGCCAGCCCAUCCGCAGCAAGCGGCGGAAAUACGUCUUCCAGUGCACGGACGGCUCCUCGUUCGUGGAGGAGGUGGAGAGACACUUGGAAUGUGGCUGCCGCGCAUGUUCCUGAGCCCCUCUGCCGCCUCCCCACCCGCCACCUCUCGGACUCCAGCUCGCUGGGCUGGGGACGGCCACACGGAACCUCUUUGAGAUUCAGAAUGAAGGAGAGAAAGCUGGAGAGGAAGAGGCAAGAGAGAGAAUAUUAAGUAUAUUGUAAAAUAAACAAAAAAUAGAACUUAUUUUUAUUAUGGAAAGUGACUAUUUUCAUCUUUUAUUAUAUAAAUAUAUCACACGGUCUGAGUAUAUGUACUAUAUAGUGUGUUAUUUUUACCGAGUUUUGUUCUGUGUUGUGCAUUUGUUGUGUUUUUAUAAACAGCUGUUUAAAAUUUUAAGACAAAAUAAGACUAAUAAAAAUGUUUUAAACAAAA